AUGUCUUCGCCUCGCUCUGCCAACAGAACUUCGUCGCAGUUCACAUAUCAUCUGCGGAGGAAGUCGUAUUCAUCUCCACUGCCACAUACUGGAUCGUCCAACACUACGAAGCGGACCACACUGCAACCACACAGCAAUUCCACUACCAUCAACCCUUCACCGCUCAAGAUGGUAACCACGUCGACAAAUCCCCACUACUCCCAGCAGGAUGCGUCCUCCCACUACAUGGUCGCAGAGGGAGGGUCGCAGGCUUGUGGCUGGAUGGAAUCAAUAUCCAUCGAGGACGAUGAUCUCAUGUUCGGCGGCAAGAGCCUCAGCGCCUGGCACGAGGAGGGUAGGCAGAAAGUCAGCUAUCCAGAAGAGGAAAGAAGAGGUCGACAACGUGUAGGUGUUUUGACACAAAAGCGGUUUGAUUAUUCUCUUGCUGACCAGCUAAUUAGGUUCGACAACAUCACUCCUACACACAACAACCACAAGAUUCUAAAUCAACAACGAAGUCCCAAGGACAGCCAAAACAGCAUUAGUUCAUGA
Molecule: messenger RNA, 531 nt
Organism: Pestalotiopsis fici W106-1
Lineage: Eukaryota; Fungi; Ascomycota; Sordariomycetes; Amphisphaeriales; Sporocadaceae
Exons: 1
Coding region: 1-531 (176 amino acids)
Source: RefSeq, a predicted model, not a curated record